Ctenocephalides felis (cat flea) is the source of this 610-nucleotide messenger RNA. Its product is annotated as protein phosphatase 1 regulatory subunit 14B-like. The record is from RefSeq and is a predicted model, not a curated record. Gene Ontology annotation, molecular function: protein serine/threonine phosphatase inhibitor activity. NCBI's taxonomy places the organism in Eukaryota, Metazoa, Arthropoda, Insecta, Siphonaptera, Pulicidae. Gene Ontology annotation, biological process: regulation of phosphorylation. Gene Ontology annotation, cellular component: cytoplasm. The transcript is spliced from 4 exons. The annotation marks the transcript as partial.
UGAUUCGGUUGUAUGUUUCCUACGCCCGGAGCAAAGUGUCAUUUCAAUCGCCGUGUGAUUGCAUUUCAUUGAUCAGAAUCGCCGACAAUAGUGUUAUUUCUCGUAAAGUAUUGCACAUUGUGCUAUAUUGUGAUGUGUUAGAUGUGCAUCUUGUGAAUUUAGCUCGAAGUUCAUUCAUCAUUUAUUAAUUUCGGGGUGUUGGCUUGUGUGACACUUGUGUUUUUGUAAAUCCAUACUCGAAGUAUUCGCUUCAUAAAAUUCUGUUAUCGCACUCCCGCGAUGCAGUGCAGCAUCGAGAGCAACGCGACGCGUUCUUCGCCAGCGAGAGCUGGUCUCAGGGUGAAUUUCACCGACAAGGGCGAAGUCAAAGAACGUCGCGAAAAAUUCUUAACAGCCAAAUAUGGAUCUCAUCAAAUGAGCUUGAUUCGAAAAAGGCUAGCAGUAGAAAUGUGGCUGUAUGAUGAACUUCAAAAACUAUACGAACCACCGGCGGAAGCUGUAGAUGUAGAUAUAGAUGAACUUCUCGAUAUGGCCAGCGAUGAAGUUCGUAAAGCUUACCUCAAUGAACUGUUAGCCGAGUCUAAGAAACCACAGAAAGAAAUAAGCGUGA